UUCACCGCUAACAGAGAGGCUCAUCAUCCAGUUCCUUGACAAGUGAGGAUCGUGGGCGUCGAAGAAGCAUUCGGUUGCUGCUCAACACGGAGUCCUGCUUCGCCGGGCUGAUGCAGUUCGGAGUGGAGAGAUACGUGAGCCAACUGCACAUUUCGGCAAAAGUACUGACCCCACAGGACCACAAGACCAUGUUCCAGAAUUCAGAACAGUUUCCGCCCCUGAGCCUGGAGUUGUGUCAAAUGAUCCGCGAGGACCUGCUCAAAAGCGGGGGCCGAAAAGUUGGCUUCAUCCUGCAUAAAGAG
This is a messenger RNA of Notodromas monacha, 302 nucleotides long. NCBI's taxonomy places the organism in Eukaryota, Metazoa, Arthropoda, Ostracoda, Podocopida, Cyprididae. The record is from the annotation of a GenBank genome assembly.